GCCGCCUUCGCGGUGACCCGUCUUGUUCUGCCGGCGUCAAAAAUGCGCUGUAACCUAUUAUCGAAUACGUUCAAACCAACGCGGUGGCUAUGUUCGGCGCAGAUAGACGUUGCCAACGCGUCCAAAGGACGGGCAGUGCUGACGGAGGAAUAUGUGAGCGCUCACUUCGAAGGAUCUGACGCGAACACACUCGCCGAGGUGGCCCAGAGCAUGACCGUCUUCGACGAUUUUGUGACGCCCGAAGAAGAGAGCACGCUGUUCGCCGAAAUCGAGCCGCAGUACAAGAGGCUGCGAUACGAGAGCAGCCACUGGGACGAUGCGAUUCACGGUUACCGGGAGAUUGAGCGUACAACUUGGUCCCCGCCGUGUGAGGCGAUAUUGGGACGAAUCAGGGCGCUCGCGUUCACUCCCGAAGUGAACCAGAUACAGCACGUUCAUUGUCUCGACCUUCUCGAAGACGGCCACAUCAAACCGCACGUGGACAGCGUUCGGUUCUGCGGUGACACAAUAGCCGGGCUGUCUCUCCUAUCGUCGAGCAUCAUGAAGCUGGUUCACGAAAAAAUGCCAGACAAGUGGGUUAAAAUAUUUCUCAGGAGACGAUCGCUAUACAUAAUGAGAGGAGUAGCGAGGUACGACUACACCCAUGAGAUCCUGGCCAACCAGAAUUCUGUUUUCAGGUCCACUCCCGUGCACAAGUCAAGGAGGAUAUCUGUUAUCUGUCGCAACGAGCCCAGCUGACUGUGAUGAGAAGGUGUGUGCAGUGGUAGUGCAUCCUAUUUGAACGCCCACUCCCUGGCACCGCAAUGCACUAUCUCUUAGUGUUGCUGUGACGAGGGAACAUUGAUUUCCUCAUAGACAAAUUUGGCCGAUGCGUACGUGCAACUAGGCAUGCGCCAUCCUGGCGUACAUAUUUCAUACAAAAUAAAGGUAUUCACAUGUGUCAUAAUUUUUUGCGCAUGCACCACUUGUGUAUUCGGUUUAAUCGACAUGCAUUAAAUUUUGUGUUAUUGAUUUCUGGC
Molecule: messenger RNA, 1019 nt
Organism: Rhipicephalus microplus (southern cattle tick)
Lineage: Eukaryota; Metazoa; Arthropoda; Arachnida; Ixodida; Ixodidae
Product: alpha-ketoglutarate-dependent dioxygenase alkB homolog 7, mitochondrial
Biological process (GO): fatty acid metabolic process; DNA damage response
Cellular component (GO): mitochondrial matrix
Source: RefSeq, a predicted model, not a curated record